AUUUUCAAGCUUUACAUAUUCCAUAUCACAUGACAUGGACUUUUAAAAAAAAAUUCCCAUUACAGCGUAUGCAGUGCUUCGACAAACUUUUUAUGAUUUCCGUAUUGGAAAAUGGCUUCAUUAAAAACAAGCAUUCGGUGUUCAUUUCCAAAUUGGUGUUCAAAAUGUGGUGUUUUACAUGUAAAUGUGUCAAAUAUUGAGGAAAUACAAAUAGAUUCCUCCAACUGUUCAAGGUUUUACGAAAACCCUUUCCCUUUUGAGAUCCGACACCCACAGGGGGUUCUAAAGGGAGGACGACGAUGUUGUGAAGGGACUCUUACAGUUCAUUACAAUGUAACAAAGAAAAUUGAAGCACGGGGGUUACAAAUCUUCACCGAAAUUCAAAGUGAAACAACCCAGACAGUAGGAAACGAAACAUAUCCUGUCACUGUAAACAGUCACCACCCUAAUUUGCCUGCCAUUGUGUCCGCAGGGGCGGGGUAUGGAGGCGUGUUUUUGUUUAUCGUCUGUGCUGUUUUGGUUUUCGUUUGGAGAAGGGUAUCACAAAAAGUGAAGUCGUGUAAAUACAAAGUUCCCAAGAGUGAUCCAUUCGACACGAUUCAAAACGAUUACAACCCUGUUGACAGCCAUUAUGAGAACACUGUGAAUCACGCCAUUACAAAUAGGAACCAUUCGAAUCGGGCACCUGUCGCAAACCCCGUGAUUUUGGAAUUACAAGGUACUCUACAACGUCCGACAGAAUUAAAUAAUACAGCCCCUAAAGCACACGUUCUUGCAUCAUCAUCCGAUCAAGAUAUUUCAACAGACGAACCAGAUUACGUUAAUACAGAAGGAUAUCUUAAUUUAAACAACCUUCAAUCUCCACCUUGCAGGGGCGUCACAGCUAGAUGCCAUGAUUCAUCAACAUUCUUACACAAGGUCCUACAAAGACGAUAUCAAAGUGACAUUGCUGAUAACGCCAUACCUCAUUUAUAUGUUGAGGUUAUUAAGUGAAUUCAGUUUCAUAAAAAACUAUAUUAAAGUUCUUUUUUUUUUUUUUUAAAUUUCUAAUCUACUAACCCAUUUAAAAUGCAAUUAAAAAUUCAGCGAUUGUUGCAAUCAUGCAAUUAGCAAUGUUUUUCAAGGGGUAGCUGGAGAAAUUGACUUCAUAUUUGCUCAAAGAAUCUUUGAAUUUAACCUUAUUAUUCACCCAAUAUUUUUACAUUGCAUGUAAAAUUAACAAAAAAGGAACGUUGUGAAAAUUAGGGACCGGGAAAACCCAGCCCCUUCUGAUGCUACGUGCCUGGUUUUAUGUCAAUAUCAUCAAAAUCUUCAUCAAACUGCAGAAGGAAAACAUGGAUUUUGCUUUGAAUUUUAUUCAUUUGCACAAGAAACAAUCUGUGAUUUCACCUAAAGCUUCAAACCGAUACAAAUAAAACGAUCCUAUUAUUAAAA
This is a messenger RNA of Ostrea edulis (European flat oyster), 1434 nucleotides long. RefSeq lists its product as uncharacterized. The record is from RefSeq and is a predicted model, not a curated record. Bases 112 to 993 code for a protein of 293 amino acids. The transcript has 3 exons. NCBI's taxonomy places the organism in Eukaryota, Metazoa, Mollusca, Bivalvia, Ostreida, Ostreidae.